This is a messenger RNA of Paramecium octaurelia, 937 nucleotides long. The record is from the annotation of a GenBank genome assembly. Lineage: Eukaryota; Ciliophora; Oligohymenophorea; Peniculida; Parameciidae.
AUGAAUUAAUUUAAUCUGAAUAAUUUAUUUGCUUUUUGGCAAUCUACUCCAAUAGUAAAUAAGUUAUUUAUAAUAAUUGCUGCGAUAUUUUUGAUCGUAGACCUUUUCAUAGGAGAUCAGCUCAAGUUUUAGCCAAUAUCUUUGUAAUAUGUUUGGAUCUGGUAAUUGAUAACAUCAGUAUUUGUUUAAGGUAAUUGAUUAAUAUUUUCAUAGGCCCCUUUUUCUCAUUUCUUUUUAAUUUAUGCUGUCUACCUGUUCUUAAUAACGCCGAAAGAAGAGUUGGAAGUAUAUUAUACUUGUUAGAAUUUAUAAUCAAAAACAGCAUUGGAAUGGUAUUGAUUUAUUUAAAUUUAGGCAUUUAUCUUUUUACUUGCUAAGCUUUAUUGUUUAUUAGUUAAUUAUGAUAAGGAGAUGAUGUACUCCAAUCAUUUUGGGUUUUGGAAUAUCGCAGUCUACUUUAUCACAGCCAAGUACUCAAUCAUUAAUAUAGUAGUGCUCUCAAAAAGCCAAAUGAGAUAACUGAAGUGUUGUUCUUCCCAUUUGUAAUGAAAGUCAGAUAUUACCUAAUCUGCUUACUUUUAUUUUUAUAAUUAUUUAACCAAACUCGGUUUACAGUGCUAUUUUUUGCAGAAAUUGCUUUGCUCGAGUUUAUCAUAUACAAAGGUCCUUUGUUUAGAUUACCUAAGCGAUUUAUUGAAUCAUUGGAGAAGAAAGCCAUUCUUUAAAAAUACAUUUCAAGACAGGAUUUCAUCCCUAUUGACCAAGCAUAAGAUUUAGUAUUUUCAGGAACACAAAAAAUAGAAUUUUAAAUAGAAAACUUUCAUAAAGAUAUGGAAUUGUCACCUGCUGGGUAUUAUUAUUUAUAAUUAUAAAAAGAUAAAUGAGCAGUUCUUAGGAGAAGGUUCCAACAGAGGAAGAGAGUAUGCAAAUUAAAUGA